AUGAUAGUAAUGGAUAGUAAGAUAUCACAACGCGGCGGCGCGCCGUCGUAUUCGCGCUUCCUCGCCGCCUCGGCGCUCUUCCUCCUCCUCACAUGCUGCCACGUGUCGCCGACCCGCGGCUCGGCGUUCAAAGUCACCGACGCGUACAGCCCCGCGUGCGGAAAGCUCAUGACCGAGCCGCCCGCGGAGAGCUUUAAGCGGUGGAGCGACUGGAGGACGUGGGGCGCUUCCGCGAAGGUUCGCGGCGUGCCGGGUACCGGGGCGCGCAGAUGGGCUGACGUCAUGAUCCCGUGCGGAAAGGCUGUGCUGCUGGAUGUACCCGAUAUAAGCGUCGGAAAGUUGAGGAUCCGAGGCUGGCUGAAGAUUCUCGAUGACCCUUCUCUCCCGAAAAUCCACGUGCGCGCGGCGUACAUAAUGGUGUUCGGGCGCCUCACGGCGGGAGAACCGGAUAACCAUUUCUCGAACCGCGUCACGUUCACGUUGUUCCAGAAUUUCAAGGAGCGGCGCGCGCCGUACGCCCUGCAGUUUUACAAGCCCUCGGAUCCUAACAACCCCCGAGAUCUGGGGCACAAGACGUUCGCCGUGGUGGGUGGACAAGUGGCGCUGUACGGCAUGCCGGGGGGCGGCAACACGCCGUCGUGGGUGCGCCUCACCGAAACGGCCGACGCGGGCGCGCGGGCGAUCUACGUAAACGCGGACGUGACGCGGUGGGCGCCGGGGAUGACGAUUGCGCUGGCGUCCACGUCAGCCAAUCUCAACGACGCGGAGCACCACGUCAUCGCGUCCGUGUCCGUCGUCACGCCCGUGUCGGGACCGGGAAAGAGCGACGGGCGGUACAAAAUCAAUCUACAGACGGCGCUUAAGAAGCGGCACGACGGCGAGAAGAUUUCGGACGGGGUGGGAGGGACGGUGGGGAUUUACGGAGAGGUCGCGCUGUUAGAUCGGAAUAUUAAGAUCACCGGGAGUGACGAGCCCGCGCCGUAUCAAUACGAUGGUGGCAACUUCAUGGUUUAUAUGACGCCUACAGCGCAAAAGAUCGUGGGAGUUCAGUUUAGAGCUCUCGGAAACCAGGGUGUGUUGGGCAAAUACCCCCUGCAUUUCCACGUGUGCGGGCAAAAGGGCGCGAACCACGUGGUGCGGAAAAACGCGAUCGUUUUCACGAAGCAGCGAUGCAUGGUGAUUCACGCGACGGGUAACAUGACAAUAGAGGAGAACGUUUCGUACGAAACCAAGGGCCACUGCUACUUGCUAGAGGAGGGGUCGGAGAUGCGAAAUGUGUUUCGGCGGAACCUUGGGAUCAACGCGCGGAAAGUGGACAAAGUAAUCCCGCCGCUGACUUCCAGCCGGUUAGAUUUGCAAACUGACAAGCAGCCGACAACUUUUUGGCUCGCGACGCCCUUCAGCAGCUUCAUUGACAAUGUUGCUGCCGGCUCAGAAGAUUCAGGCUUCUGGCUAGAGGCCAACCCCUACAUGCGAGGACUCUCCAGGCUUCUACCAGACAUCGGGUCAACAGUGCCCUUCUACUACAACUGGGGCACGUGGGACGGCAACCACGCUCACUCCAACGCCCUCUUUGGCCUCCGCACCUACCCUCAUGGGUCGCGGCCGCACUACCCGUCUCCCACCAAGAAUCCCCGCGUCUCCCUUAAAAACUUCCUCGUUUACCGCAACAAGGCAGGAAUGUUUUUCUUCAACAGCGAGCGGCUGAUAGUGGAGAACGGGGUGUUUCUGGACAAUGGCAUCGGCAUCGACUUGAGCCGCAAUGCCGGUGUGCAAGCCAAGGGCUGCCGCUUCAUCGGCCGAACCUCCUCCUCCUGCCCGUCUUCCAAUGCGCUAGCCACAGCCACAGCCCUCACCACCACCACCACCACCACCACCACCGCCACCACCACCACCACCACCACAGCAGGCGAUGCAUCCAACGGUCCAGAUGGCUCCAUCCCUCCAGCCGAUCCCCUCCCAGACAACAACGACACCGCUGCUACCACCCCUCCCAACGCUCCAGACAAUUCCACUUUACCCAGCAAUGACAGCACAGGUGGUGAUGGUGGUGGUGAUGGUGAUGCUACUGCUCCUUCCAACCCCCCUGACAGCUCCAAUUCAGACAGCUCUGUUCCCCAAGGUCCCACCACUCUGUGGCAGCCCUUCACUCUGGAAGCGUCUCUGGGACCUCUUGACCCUAUCAGCAGCAGCAACAAGGCUUUCAUAGGUGCUGGGACAGCAGAGCCCAUGGGACCAUCGCUGCAGGAUCAGGCAGGGACGUUUGCGGCGCCGAUUGGCAUCGCGCUGAGUCAGAGCAACCCGCAGGACCACCUCUACCCCAACUCCAUCCAGGACAGCUCCUUCCACCGCUUUGGCACGUGCAGCAGCAGCAGCUUUGGGAUCGCUCUUGUGGCCAAUAAGGCAGGCGGAUACUGGAACACUGCCAUGUUCAUUAAGGUACUGCCAUGUUCGUUAAGCGUCAUCUCUUUUAUUUGCUGUCCCUUGUUCACUCCGGAUCCCCCAUUCACACAGGGCCUUACUUUUACCGCAGGCACCAACAAAUUCUGGGCGACACCGAAUCCACCUGCAGGCACGCCGCCUCGAGGAGGCCUGCUGGCGCGCUUCUACGCCAUCCGGGAUCUCGACGGGUCGCUCCUCGGCCAAUCAGGCUACGCCGUUGCCAACUACGACCCCAUCCUGCCGCCCGCCGCCGUCCGGCCGGCCAAGUGCGACUUCAAGAGCGCCUUUUCGGCCUAUUCCUGCACCUCCGUCUGCUACCGAGCGGUUGGAUUGGAAUAUGAUGAAUACGGGGCUAGAGCCAACACCUACCGGCCGUUCUCCUACCUGAAAAUCACCCGAAUGGACGACGGUACUUUCUUUCACGCGUACGGAACUGAUAAUGAUGACCCGAAUGGCAAGCCUGCCUCCAGCACGAAUAGAAGGCGCUACUUAACCGCCUCGCUUCUAGCUGGGUAUACCUACCGGAUACAGAUUAUUCCCGCUGACACCAACAGCGACUUUUACCCGAGCAAAAUGCAGCUGAAUGUGUUCGACUGGCAGGGGUGUUCUGGGAGCGUUCGCGUGGUUAUAGACUCGCCGGAUUCACGCAGCAAGUGGCGGGCGGAUGUGCCUACAGUGCCGUGUACUAAUGCUAACGAGACAAAGGUUUAUAAGGAGUACGCGUGCGGGGACGGGAAGUCGAGGCUACGGCUGGAUGUUGGGCCGAACAGCAGCGGCAAGGCGGCGGUUGUGAUGGAGUUGGAUCAAGGCGUCAGCACUGCUUGCUCCUCAGACUCUGGUUGCUCUACCAUCACCUCUGCUGCUCUCCCACCCCUCUCCAUCGCGCCUCUCGCGGACAGCGAGUCAGCGUUUUCCUCCACCGACCCGUUCUUUGACCCGAGCUUCUAUGCCGGGGGAGCAGACGAUCCCCGCACGGUGCUUUGA
This is a messenger RNA of Closterium sp. Yama58-4, 3426 nucleotides long. NCBI's taxonomy places the organism in Eukaryota, Viridiplantae, Streptophyta, Zygnematophyceae, Desmidiales, Closteriaceae. The record is from the annotation of a GenBank genome assembly.